AUGUACAGGGAGAAGCCAUGGUGCUUUGUCUCUGACCCAGACAUCGAGUGGGAGUACUGCGACAUUCCCUACUGUCAUAACCUCGGUCCGUUGGAGUGCAAAAAUAACCGACAAGGAAAGACCUAUAUGGGAACGAAGAACGUCACCAAAGCAGGUCACCCGUGCCAACUGUGGAUGCGCGAAUCGCCCAAUCCCAUCUCAAGUCACGGUUACUAUUGGAAUGCUGGAUCAUUCCUGGACGACUUGCAUCCUUCUCAUAACUUUUGUCGGAAUCCUGAUGGAGACUCUGGAGGGCUUUGGUGCUUUAAUGGAGCUGGAACUGAUCCCGUAUGGGAAUACUGUGAUAUCAAGCUAUGCUGA
Molecule: messenger RNA, 360 nt
Organism: Darwinula stevensoni
Lineage: Eukaryota; Metazoa; Arthropoda; Ostracoda; Podocopida; Darwinulidae
Source: the annotation of a GenBank genome assembly